Ceraceosorus guamensis is the source of this 5205-nucleotide messenger RNA. RefSeq lists its product as hypothetical. The transcript is spliced from 5 exons. The coding region runs from base 1 to 5205 and encodes 1734 amino acids. NCBI's taxonomy places the organism in Eukaryota, Fungi, Basidiomycota, Exobasidiomycetes, Ceraceosorales, Ceraceosoraceae. The record is from RefSeq and is a predicted model, not a curated record. Gene Ontology annotation, molecular function: lipid binding.
AUGGUGGACAAGGGGAUCAGCAAGGCGGGCGUGGAAGCCGCUGCAGCAAACAACAGCUCCCACGCAUCGUGGAACAAGGCGCUGGAGUCUGCGCUCAACACGCUGCGCAUCCUCGCCACUCCUGCUCAAUCCGACAGCAAAGCUUGGAGAGCCGUGCAGCAACCCGUGGCGCAUGCGGGGGGUCAGCAGCAGCAUGGUACCGCGCACAGUGCGAGCGCUGCGUCGGCCCAGCAAGCCCAAGCCCAAGCGGGUCCAGGUCCAGAGACGGUGGCAUUGGCGCAAGCAAAGGCAAAGGCCAAGCAGGAGCAGCAACUACAGCAUAGCAGAGACGUACGCAUUCACAAGCGGUCGACUGGCAAACAGCUGGGAAUGCAAUCGGGUGCGGAACUGUACAGAGCGGCGAUCAGCGUGGAUGCCAGCAUGGGCGAUGAAGGGAAGCGGCAAGUGCGAAUUGCAGAUUGCGAAGCCGCUCUGAAUGCUGCCGAGUGCAGAGCGCAGUGGGACAGCAUGGUGGAUCGCAGCGAGCUGGUGGAACAAGUGUGCGCGGAUACGCGCAUCACUCGAACAUUCUACAAACUCGGUUGGCCAGCCAGUCCUCGAGACGCCAUCACUAUAGACCAGGUGCUGCGCGAUUCCAACUCCCUGAUCUUUGUCUCCACCAGCCUGCCCCGAUCCGCCGACGCGCCCGCUUACCUUCGACCAUCGCCUCCUCACGUCAGGUCGCACAUCCACUUCUACGCUAUAUGCGUUCAGCGCAGCGUCGACGCUGGUAGUGGCAGCGGCAGCGGCGGUCCGCUCAACAUCACGCUGUACUGGAGCUGGGAUUUGCGAGGAGCAUGGCUGGGCAUGCCUGCUGGAGGUCUGGCCGCACAGCUCCCCUCCAUCCUCCACAGCUUCGCAUCAUUCGCUCGAGAUGAAGCUCCGCGGCGAGUGCCCACACUGUCGCACUACGGCAGCGACGUCCAACUGCUUCAACACUCUUUUCAGACCGAUCGAGAUACGCUGCUGGACGAGUAUCAAGUCUUGCCAGCUGCUGGUGCGCACGAAGAAGCCGGCAGCAACACCACAACGCUCACCUGGCACUUGCCUAGAUCCGAGAUCUGGGAUGUCCGACUGUCUACGCGGGCCUUUGCAUCUGCUCCUGAUCAGUGGACUGUGGAAGCGCGAGCGCACGCGCACGCCGACGGAGAUGCUCAGCGUAUCGCCCUCCUCAUCCAUCACGCGCCUCUCACCGACGUUCAACACAGUGUUCGCGCUACUUUCACCGCUCAGCGAAUCCUCACUACGUCUGCUGGCCCCACCGACGGGGCCAAGCUGCGCAUCAAUGGCGAGCCAAUCGAGGUCCAUCGAGAUGAUGCUACGCUGCCAGAAUCUCGCGUCGACAAUGCGGAACUUGUCAAGAGCAUCCUGCCGCCAAGCGCCGCUUGGCUCUCAUCCCCUUUGCAAGCGCACAUCGACGACGCUGCCAGCGUGUCUGGACUCAGCAUAAGCACGCAAAGCUCAGCGACAGACUUGCCUGCGCGAUCCCUCACGCCCGCGCCACGACCUCCUCUAGACCGCUUGGGUGCCAUUUCCUCGCUCGUGCGGCGCAACUACAUCUACUUCACCUCGCUCUUGCAAGAGCCUGAGGCCAAGUGGAAGCACGUGUCGGAUACGCGCGGGGUGACCGUCACUCAGCUCGACAGCAUCGACCCAACGCUGGUCGUCUACCGCGCAGAAGCGACCUUCGUGGGAGUGGGCGUGUGGGACCUUUUCAGCACCAUCACCACUCCCGGAGCGCACAUGUUUUGGGACAAAGGCGUGGAAGAGGCGGCACUCGUGGACGAUGCUGGAGAUGCUACGCGGCUGUGGUGGACCAAACGCAAGGCUGCGUGGCCCGUGGCGCCCCGAGAUAGCGUCACGGUAGAGACGUGCUACAAGGGUCCAUCGGCACAUCACGUCUUUAGCUUUUCGACGGAUGACCGAGCGCUCUUUCCCAAACUACCUGCACCCGCUACACCCACUACGAUUCGCACGCAAGUGGAUCUGCGCGGAUGGUCCAUCGAGAGCCUGAACCCGACCACUGUGCACGUGUCUCUCAUCGAGCAGUCCGAUCCGGGCGGGUGGACGAGCAAGAGCGCGACGCCUGCUGCAAUGUCUGCCGCCGUGUCUGGCGUCGGGGAUUAUGCCAUCAAGAAUGGCGCGCCUCCGACGGCUACGCGCGUGCUGGGAGCUCACGUUCGCACAUCUCGCUACGAGCACGACAAGGCGACGUAUCGAUUGGAAUAUGGGCUUGCGGAAGGCCAGCAGCAGCACGUGGAGUGCGAAUUACGAUGUGAUGCGGAUGGAUGGUGCUGCGCUCUGGACCUCGUCGUGGAUCCGCCACCCAUCAGCGUGAGCUGCUUGCGACGAUGGAGAGGCACGCCGAGCGGUGCGAGCGGUUUGUGGCUCACCAUCGAGCACGUGGCUGCUUCGCUCGAAGACACUGUGGCGCGCAUCACGGUACGCAAGCUCAAGCAAAAGGAGACCAAUAAGAGAGAAGUGGUGGUGCUGGUGAAUGGGGCUCGCAUGCGCGUCGAUGUGGAAGAGGUCGCGAAAGGUGCGGGUACGGGUGCGGAUGCGACGCAUGCGAAACGAUCCAAGCCGAGAAGGGUGCCACUGGAUCUACCUUCCCAGACGCUUUCUCCCCGCAAAAAGGAGAGCGACGCGACGACACCCGCGACGACGGCGACGGAGGAGCCGCCACGGACGGCUGAUGCGCGCUACGCCUCGCGAUCGCCCAUGGGUGGCGCUCUGGACGUGCUGUACCUCUUGCGGCGCAUCGCAGCCGAGAGAUCUCUUGAUCCAUCCGCGCCCUCGCCCGGAUGGUCUUUGGUUGGCGCGCCUCGCAACGGUCUCUUCGUGAGGCGCAAGAUGAUGUCCACCUUUAGCAGCACUAUCGCGGUGCAGCGUGGAGACAAGGUGGUGGAGGGGUUCACCGCAGAAGACAUUUGCGGAACGAUUUCGUGCACGCGCAGAAAGUGGGACGAGACGAUCGAUGCGCGCGCUCGCGUGACCAAGAGCUUUGGCAGCGGAGCAUUCUUGUCCACCUAUACCACAAGAGGCGUGUUUCCCUUCAAAGGGAGGUCGUUCGAUGUCGCCACCCUGAUCGCCAGCGACGAAUGCAACGAGUCUCGCGCAGCUUCUCCAUCCGCCACGAAUCGCCCUAGCGUGCUGUUUUGCGCGUCCGCCAGCUACGAUUCGCGCCACGACGAGCUGGAUGCGAACAAGAUCAACCCGCUCAGCUUACCCACCGGUCGCGUGCUCAUCGAUGGCUGGAUUUUGGAAACGCUGGAUCCAUACAGCGCGACGCACAAUCAUCCUAUUCCGUCUACGCGCUGCACGCACGUCAUAGCUGUGGAUUACAAGGGCAAUGUUCCGAUAGCUGUCAAUACGCACUGGAACGCCAAUUUACCUCGCGCCGUGCUCAACAUUGAAGACAUCCUCAAGCGGUGCGGGCCUGCUCACGUGUUGCGCAGUCCGGCACCGGCUGUACACGUGCGUGGAGAUGAGAUGGACGAGAGUAGAGGGCUAGUGUGGACGCUUCAAAAUCCGUCGGCGCGAAUCGCGACCCUGCUCGAGUACAAUUUCGAUGCGGACACGCGCCAGGCUGAUGUGCUCAUCCACAUUCCACCACGCGAGGCGCGAGAUCCCGAUUCGACUCCUACGGGCGCGAAAGAUCCAGACGAUUUGCCGUUUCCUCGAGUGCAACCCGAGUCGAGUCACGGGCACGCCCAGCUGCCGUCUAAUCCGCCAUCGCGAGCGGCCUCUCGAGCGACGAGUCUGAUCUCUCUGCGCGGAUCCAGACCGUCGACGAUUCGGUCUCAACCGCGCGAUACAACUCUAGUGGACGCCGUCAUCGAGCUGAGGCAUUAUGCUUCGGUCAAAGGGUACGAUGUGCACGUCUCGUCGGCACUGAGCGCAGGAACCGCACCGCUGGGAUUAUCGGCAUUGCCGCCUGACAUCAAGACGCGCGACGUGCCCUGCACUGUGCAAGCAUUCGAUCUACCUCCGUCCGCCGCUCUGGCCGCUACACUGGAUCCUGGAUCGCGUCCGCAGCAACACCUUUUGCGCGUGUCUAUCCCUGACUCGGCCUUUGCGCAUGGAUCCGCAGCGGACCUGCCGCAGUGGUACAUUGACCUUGGCCAACGCGGAGCGCUCGUCAGGCUGCUCAUUGCACCUCGCACGAGCGACAAUGCGCCUGCAGAUGCUGCCGAGGACGUUGAGGACGAGGAUGCGAGCCCCGUCCGGCCGUUUUUUGACCAACGUCGUUUGGACGUCACGCACGUCAAUGCGACUUCUGCGAUGCUUCAGCGCGAGAGUUCGGGUACGGUGGAUGAGAAUGUUCCCACGCUCGAGAGACUGCCUGCAUCGGCUGGCGCGGCUUCCAACGAGAAUGACGCGCCGGCUCCUCUGCGCAUUCCGAAAGCCGUGCGCCUUGAUCUCCUGCCGGAUCCUGAACCUUCAAAAGCCGUCUUGGACAAAGAGCCCUCCACGGACUCCAAAGUCUCCAAAAAGUCCGCGACUUCUCCGCCGUCCACACCGCGCAAAGGCGAUGUGCGUGCUGCGGAUGCAUCUCCGGUCAAGGAGUACGAGGCUGGGUCGACGAGCGCAGCGCUCAUGAACGUGCUCAACACUUAUCCACUCUCGCGUUUGGGCGCGUCGACCGCACUUUCUGCUGCGACUGCGGAUGGCGGCAUUUUUGCAACGAAGCGCGCGACGACGACGACGAGGGACGACAAGGAUGGCAAGGUAGUCGAGUCGAGCGACGCUGCACAGGUGGCUGCUAAUUCCAAGGCGGCCGAUAACAUCGUCCCUGGUGCCAUGUCGGCCGUCUCGGAGCCAGCUCGUCAAACUGCAGCUGCGGCGGUCAGAGCGCUGGGAGGCAAGCAUUUCAGUCUAGCCACGCUGAUCCUAGCUAGCCUGGUCGCCUUUCUCCUUGGAAGCCUCUUUCGAGGGCUAUUGGAACCGUCGGAUUUCUUGCUCGCUCCCGUCUCCUUGCCCGACGCUGCCUCGGGUUCGACUCGAGAUGCUGCAACGCAGGUUCGACGUUUGCUCGACGGUCUGCCCAUCUCAUCGACUGCGCCGCAUGCCGAUCGGGUCGCGAGGAGAGAAUUGCGCAGACUUGUGGAGCUCAAAGGUCUCGUUGCGGGCUGGAAUGUGGUACUGGCUGUAGUCAGGAGAUAG